AUGAACGGGCGUCCGAACACACCACUACUUCUGCGCCGCAACGGUCGACCUCAAGCAUGCGAUCCUUGUCGUAAACGUAAGCUUGCUUGCGAUCAUUCACAACCUGUUUGCAGUCGGUGCAAGAAGAGGAAACAAGAUGCCGAAUGCGUGUAUCUGGUAUUGGGCUCAAGGAUAUCGACACCUAGAAGCCCAUUACCAACCCCUGCAUCUUCUACGCCGCUCGCAUUUCCUCGGCGCGGAAGUCUUCAGAAUCCCCAACAUAGCUCGGCUUUAACACCGGAUGUUCCUGUCUCGGGACAUAACAGACCUGGCUAUCUUGGCCCAACUAGUUACUGUAACAUCUACGAAGAUACUGAGAAUAGCUUGUCACUCCUGCGGGGAUCGACCAGUGUCGCUACUCAAUCCGAUAGCUUUGCUCACCAUGCACAUAUCGAGGGCACUCAGACCAAUAUGUCUGUUCGGGUUUGCGACAUGGCUCUGACAGUGCUACGCAGUGUACCCGAUCCGACUCAAGGGAGCGCACUACGAUUUAAGCCGGGAUGCGAUGGCUGGAUCCGUUUUAUCGCAGAUCGAGUAUCCAGGUCUCUAUACGAGGCCUUCGGAGAUUAUUUCAGUCCUGGGAACCGUUCAACAGCUAAAUUAGAAGAGCUUGCUCGGACUAUCUGUACUAAUACUUCGAGACCGUUCUCGGACGAAGAAACCGACCCGGAGAAGUGGUUCGACCAAUUCUCAGGGAAGAACAUACGGUGGGAGUCGAUAGGAGUACUAUGCGUCUUUUGGGAAUUCGUCCCCGGUUCCAAUACCGAGUUUUGGAAAGGGAAACGUUCCGCGGAGUUUGAUCGGGGCUUCCGUAUAUCGAGAGAGGUAAUGCACCUCUGCCUUGAGUUAUCGAAAGAAUUCUCAUCUGGGAAUUCGAUGAUGCUCUGUCUAAGCCAGAGGUGCACUGUUACGGAUUCCAUGUCCGUCGGAGACGCCGACUUAGUUGUUUGGAGGGUACACGCGGAAACAAUCGCAUUGCUUACUUUCCUAGGGUUCCACGCCGUCGAAGAAAGAGAUCGCCAUGAAACAUCCCUGGCGACGGAGAUCAAGAAGAGGUUUUUCUAUCAUAUGUUCACGAUGGACAUGGUGGUUGUCUCGUUCACUGGACGGCCGCCGCUGAUUAGUUCACGGUACUCGUCGACGCCUCUGCCGCUCGAUAUUAGCAGUGAGGAACUAUUCUCCGAUCGCGACACUUUCAUGGAAGCUGUUUCGCGCCUCGACGAAAAGGGUUGGAAUACCGACGGGGAAUUGUAUCCCUCGACUAUUAUUCGUGCCCGGGGUAUUAUCGCAAUAAUUCGCGAGGAAAUAUUCAAGAUCGCUCUCGACCAUAGACAGAACAGUUCGCCAAACGCAUUUUCUAUAGAAACACUUCUUCAACUUCGAUCCCGUGAGCUUGCAGCGGUUGCUGAAUUUCCUCCGCGGUUACAUUUCGACCCUCGAGAUAUUGAAAACUACGAUAUCCCUUCAAAUGAUCUAGCAGCAAGGUCGAUUAUCCAGCUAGAACAUCUGCAAAAUAUGUUCUUUAUCGAAAGGCUUUUGCUUCGAUUCGGCCAUCAAGACAAAGGCGAUUUGUUGAAAGUCAGCUAUGACUUGUCAUUAAUCCCAGAGGCUAACAGCAUUGCAGUCAUGGCUUACGCUGUUCCUGCCGGCGGCAUUCUCUGCCUAGAGCUUCUGAAGCCCACGCUUCAUUUGAGACCCCAUAGCGAUUCCGGAAUUACUCGCUCUAAUAUCAUCCAGAAGCUGAGUCUCCUUGUCGCAUUCCUCGACUGGAUCAGUCCGUCAGCUCCAAACGGAGAUUUAUGCAGCGACGCCAAAUCAGUAAUUCAACGUGUCCUCGACCAAACGUUGAAUGCAGCAUCGAGCAUAUACGAGCCUCCGGCAGUAUUCCAGUGGGAUUCAUCAACGCAGUUAGACUUCAGUUUUGACCUCCUUGAUACUUUCGACUGGAACCGGCCAGAUUUUCCAUCCAGCCAGCAAUCAAAUCAAUAA
This is a messenger RNA of Daldinia caldariorum, 2028 nucleotides long. RefSeq lists its product as uncharacterized. The transcript has 7 exons. The record is from RefSeq and is a predicted model, not a curated record. NCBI's taxonomy places the organism in Eukaryota, Fungi, Ascomycota, Sordariomycetes, Xylariales, Hypoxylaceae. The coding region runs from base 1 to 2028 and encodes 675 amino acids. Gene Ontology annotation, cellular component: nucleus. Gene Ontology annotation, molecular function: zinc ion binding; DNA-binding transcription factor activity, RNA polymerase II-specific; DNA binding. Gene Ontology annotation, biological process: regulation of DNA-templated transcription; DNA-templated transcription.